Odocoileus virginianus texanus is the source of this 2089-nucleotide messenger RNA. RefSeq names its product sarcoglycan epsilon (gene SGCE). Gene Ontology annotation, cellular component: sarcoglycan complex; membrane. Lineage: Eukaryota; Metazoa; Chordata; Mammalia; Artiodactyla; Cervidae. The record is from RefSeq and is a predicted model, not a curated record.
CUGAUGCUGAACUGGCCGAGCUGGGAGGAAAGAAGAAAGGGAGGGGAGGGGAGAAUCGAGGACUGCCGGCCUAGCCAGGCCAAGAAUGCAAUUGCCCCGGUGGUGGGAGCUGGGAGACCCUUGUGCUUGGACGGGACAGGGUCGGGGGACACGCAGGAUGAGCCCCGCGACCACUGGUACCUUCUUGCUGACAGCUUUUUUAUUAAGCUGUGCUGAUGGCAUAAGUGGAACAGUUAAAUGGAAGACCAAACAGGCCAACAGUUUUAUUAUCAGCAGAAAAAUGAGUGCUGGGAAGAAAGAUGUGUACACUAUUUUCUCCAGGGUACACUCCGAUCGGAAUGUCUACCCCUCCGCAGGCGUCCUCUUUGUUCAUGUUUUGGAAAGAGAGUAUUUUAAGGGGGAGUUUCCACCUUACCCCAAACCUGGUGAGAUUAGUAAUGAUCCCAUAACAUUUAACACAAAUUUAAUGGGUUACCCAGACCGUCCUGGAUGGCUUCGAUAUAUCCAAAGGACACCAUAUAGUGAUGGAGUGCUUUAUGGGUCUCCAACAGCCGAAAAUGUGGGGAAACCAACAGUCAUUGAGAUAACUGCCUAUAAUAGGCGUACCUUUGAGACUGCAAGGCACAAUUUGAUAAUUAAUAUAAUGUCAGCAGAAGACUCCCUCAUUAAAGGUGUGCAUACCCUUUUCCCACCAAAAUUAGACUUCCCGUUACCCUAUCAAGCAGAAUUCUUCAUUAAAAAUAUGAACGUAGAAGAAAUGCUGGCCAGCGAGGUUCUUGGAGACUUCCUGGGGGCUGUGAAAAACGUGUGGCAGCCCGAGCGCCUGAACGCCAUAAACAUCACGUCGGCCCUUGACCGGGGCGGCCGGGUCCCCCUGCCCAUCAACGACAUGAAGGAGGGCGUUUAUGUCAUGGUUGGUGCCGACGUCCCAUUUUCUUCUUGUUUACGAGAAGUUGAAAAUCCACAGAAUCAAUUGAGAUGCAGUCAAGAAAUGGAGCCUGUAAUAACAUGUGACAAAAAAUUCCGUACUCAAUUUUACAUUGACUGGUGCAAAAUCUCAUUGGUUGAUAAAACAAAGCAAGUGUCCACCUAUCAGGAAGUGAUUCGUGGAGAAGGGAUUUUGCCUGAUGGUGGAGAGUACAAACCCCCUUCUGAUUCUUUGAAAAGCAGAGACUAUUACACGGAUUUCCUAAUUACACUGGCUGUGCCCUCGGCAGUAGCAUUGGUCCUUUUUCUAAUACUUGCUUAUAUCAUGUGCUGCCGACGGGAAGGAGUGGAAAAGAGAAACAUGCAAACACCAGACAUCCAACUGGUCCAUCAUAGUGCUAUUCAGAAAUCUACCAAAGAACUUCGGGACAUGUCCAAGAAUAGAGAAAUAGCAUGGCCCCUGUCCACACUUCCUGUGUUUCAUCCUGUGACUGGAGAAAUCAUGCCCCCUCUACACACAGACAAUUAUGAGAGCACCAACAUGCCACUGAUGCAAACACAGCAGAACUUGCCACAUCAGACUCAAAUUCCCCAACAGCAGACCACAGGAGAUUUUCGUUUGACAACUUUUCAAAGAUUUGAGGUAAAUGGUAUUCCUGAAGAAAGAAAACUAACUGAAGCAAUGAAUUUGUAAUCAGACAAUAUAGCACUUUUGCUUUGCGUGCAUGAGUGCUCAGUCACUCAGUCGUGUCCAACUCUUUGGGACCCCAUGGACUGUAGUCCACCAGGUUCCUCUGUCCAUAGGAUUUUCCAGGCAAGAACACUAGAGUGGGUUGUCAUGCCCUCCUCCAGGGAAUCUUCCCGACCCAGGAAUUGAACCCACAUCUCCUGCAUUGCAAGUGGAUUCUUUACUACUUAAGCCACCUGGGAAGUCUUAAUAUAGCACUUUUAUUUUUUUUCUCUCUUCCAAUAAUGCAUGAGCUUUUCUGACAUAUGGUAUGCAUGUUGACAGUAUUAAGUAUAUACCAAAUAAUAUACAGUAUAACAUUCAUUUUACUAAUUUUUUUUGUACUUAAGGCAUUUUUGACAAUUUGUAAAACAUUGAUGACUUUAUAUUUGUUACAAUAAAAGUGACCUUUAAAAUAAAUAUUAUUAAUGAAGC